AUGGCGGGCCCGGUCAGCCUGCGGGAGCUGCUGCUCGGGGCAGCGGCGGGGGCCGGCGCUGCGAGCCCCGCAGGGUCGCCGGCGGAGGGCAGCGGGGGGGCGGGGGGGGCGGAGCCGCCGUGGCGGGAGGAUGAGAUCUGCGUGGUGGGAAUCUUCGGCAAGACGGCGCUGCGUGUCAGCUCCGAGAAGUUCUCGCUGGUGAACACCGUGUGCGACCGCCAGGUCUUCCCCUUGUUUCGCUGCCAGGACCCGGCGGAACCAGGGCCCGGGUCGGCCGCCGAGGCCGGGGCCGUGGGGGAGGCCGGCGGAGCCGGGGACGCCGGGGCCGGCGGCGGGGAGUCGGCGCGGGCGAGCGUGGCAGCCCCAGAAGCGACCAAGGAGGACCCGACGUCCCAGGACUACAGCCUACUCCAGGCCUACUACAACCAGGAAAGCAAAGUCCUGUACCUGCUGCUCACAUCCAUCUGUGACAACUCGCAGCUGCUCCGAGCCUGCCGAGCGCUGCAGAGCGGGGAGGUGGGAGGAGGCCUCUCCUCUCUGCCUCACGCCGAAGCCCACGAGUUCUGGAAGCACCAAGAGAAGCUGCAGUGCCUCAGCCUCCUCUACCUCUUCUCCGUCUGUCACAUCCUUCUCUUGGUCCACCCUACCUGCUCCUUUGAUAUCACUUACGACCGGGUCUUUAGAGCUCUGGAUGGGCUGAGGCAGAAGGUGCUACCCCUCCUCAAGAGUGCCAUCAAGGACUGCCCAGUGGGCAAAGACUGGAAGCUAAAUUGCCGGCCUUGCCCACCCAGACUCCUCUUUCUCUUUCAACUCAAUGGGGCUCUUAAGGUGGACCCUCCCCGGAACCAAGACCCAGCCCAUCCAGAUAAGCCCAAGAAGCACUCACCCAAAAGGAGGCUCCAGCAUGCCUUAGAGGACCAGAUCUACCGAAUCUUUCGGAAGAGUCGUGUCCUGACCAAUCAGAGUAUCAACUGUCUCUUCACCGUUCCUGCCAACCAGGCUUUUGUGUACAUUGUUCCUGGAGGGCAGGAGGAAGACCCUGUAGGCAUGUUGCUGGACCAGCUUCGGAGCCACUGCACUGUGAAAGACCCAGAGUCCCUGUUGGUCCCUGCACCCCUUUCUGGACCUAGGCGAUACCAGGUGAUGAGACAGCACAGUCGUCAACAGCUUUCCUUCCAUAUAGAGAACAGCAGCAGCUCCAGCUCUUCUUCAGGCCAGCUUGUGGAUUUCACCCUCCGAGAGUUUCUGUGGCAGCAUGUUGAGCUGGUACUAAGCAAGAAGGGUUUUGAUGACAGUGUGGGCAGGAAUCCACAGCCUUCCCACUUUGAACUCCCUACCUAUCAGAAGUGGAUUGCAGCUGCUUCAAAAUUAUAUGAAGUGGCCAUUGAUGGGAAAGAGGAAGAUCCUGCUUCUCCCACAGGAGAAAUAACCUCCAAGAUUUUAAGCAGUAUCAAAGUUCUGGAGGGGUUUUUGGAUAUUGACACAAAGUUCUCAGAAAACCGUUGUCAGAAAGCAUUGCCCAUGGCUCACAGUGCCUACCAGUCCAAUCUGCCCCAUAAUUACACAAUGACUGUCCAUAAGAAUCAGCUUGCCCAGGCCCUUCGGGUAUAUAGCCAACAUGCCCGGGGCCCUGCCUUUCACAAAUAUGCCAUGCAGUUGCAUGAGGACUGCUACAAAUUUUGGAGCAAUGGUCACCAACUUUGUGAGGAGAGGAGCUUAACAGAUCAACACUGUGUACAUAAAUUUCAUUCACUACCUAAAUCAGGAGAAAAGCCGGAAGCUGAUAGAAAUCCUCCUGUCUUGUAUCACAACAGCAGAGCUCGAUCCACUGGUGCCUGUAACUGUGGAAGGAAGCAAGCACCUCGAGAUGACCCGUUUGAUAUCAAAGCAGCUAAUUAUGACUUUUAUCAGCUUCUAGAAGAAAAAUGUUGUGGAAAACUGGAUCAUAUCAAUUUCCCAAUAUUUGAGCCAAGUACCCCUGAUCCUGCUCCUGCCAAAAAUGAAUCAUCACCUGCCCCUCCAGAUAUAGAUGCUGAGAAACUUAAAGAAAAAGAGCCUCAAACCCAAGGAGACAGCACAAGCCUGAGUUUAGCAUUGAGUCUUGGUCAAUCCACUGACAGCUUAGGUACAUAUCCAGCUGACCCCCAAGCAGGAGGAGACAACCCUGAAGCUCAUGGACAAGGGGAAAUAAAGACUGAGAAACGUCCAAACUUGGUUGAUCGUCAGGCAUCCACUGUUGAGUAUCUUCCAGGCAUGCUACAUUCAAAUUGCCCUAAAGGUCUUUUACCCAAAUUUUCCAGCUGGUCUUUGGUCAAACUAGGCCCUGCUAAGUCUUAUAACUUUCAUACUGGCUUAGACCAACAAGGUUUCAUUCCAGGAACAAAUUAUCUUAUGCCUUGGGACAUUGUCAUCAGGACAAGAUCUGAAGAUGAAGGAGACUUAGACACAAACUCUUGGCCCGCUCCAAAUAAGGCUGUUCCUGGAAAGAGAAGUUCAGUUGUGAUGGGAAGAGGAAGGCGGCGAGAUGACAUAGCUCGAGCUUUUGUGGGAUUUGAGUAUGAAGACUCUCGUGGUCGGAGGUUCAUGUGCUCUGGCCCUGACAAAGUGAUGAAAGUAAUGGGAAGCGGACCAAAGGAAUCUGCAAUCAAAGCCCUCAAUAGUGAUAUGCCGUUGUAUAUUCUGUCAUCAUCGCAGGGUCGAGGACUAAAACCACACUAUGCUCAACUUAUGAGGCUUUUUAUUGUGGUUCCUGAUGCUCCUUUACAGAUGAUAUUAACGCCUCAGGUACAACCAGGCCCACCACCUUGUCCAGUAUUCUAUCCUGAGAAGCAGGAAAUCACUCUUCCACCUGAUGGACUGUGGGUACUACGGUUCCCUUAUGCUUAUGUGACUGAUCGUGGACCUUGUUUUCCGCCCAAGGAAAAUGUGCAGUUAAUGAGCUACAAGGUCAUCCGAGGGGUUCUUAAAGCAGUUACACAGUAGUGUUUUCCAAACAGAUCAGUUCUAUUCUUGAACUGCUUUUUCGGUUCAACCUGGCUUUUAAUUGCAAGGGUUAACAUCUGGACAGUAAUUGUUUCAUUGUUUGGGAAUAUUGUUGCUAUUUAUUGGGAAUACAAUUCACCUUCCUAAUAAAAAUUGGAUGUUCUCAAAAGGAACAAGAAAGAUA
Messenger RNA from Phascolarctos cinereus (koala), 3166 nucleotides. RefSeq names its product SMG8 nonsense mediated mRNA decay factor (gene SMG8). NCBI's taxonomy places the organism in Eukaryota, Metazoa, Chordata, Mammalia, Diprotodontia, Phascolarctidae. The record is from RefSeq and is a predicted model, not a curated record. Gene Ontology annotation, biological process: nuclear-transcribed mRNA catabolic process, nonsense-mediated decay.